AUGCGCUCCUUUAAUAUUGUCUCGAGCUUGAUGCUCACAGCCUCAGCCGUCGCCGUCGUUCCUACUGCGACCUACACUAGCGAUUCCUCUUCGAAAGAUGUACAGCUCCGUAUUGGUAACGGCGGUGCUGGACAAAGUGGUCUUAUCGAGGCCCUUGCCAAUGCUUUCAUCAACUCCAGCGUGAAGAACGGCUCCAACCCCUUCGCCAUCGAAUGGUACAAGAGUGACACCACCGAGUCGAUAAACUAUCUAAAAGACAAUACCGUCGAUAUCGGCAUCACCUACAGUCCCGCAGCAGAGCAGAUCGCCAUCAAGAAGGGAAUUGCCAAGGACCCAGCCUGGUACACCUGGCGCGAUCACUUCCUCCUAGUGGGCCCCAAGUCGAACCCAGCCAAGAUCUCGCACAACCAAGACAUCAAGAGCCAGUUCUCAGACAUAUACACCGCUGCUGAGAACGGUACCAGCGACCCCCCCUGUACGCUUCCUGACUCGCUACGACAAGUCCGCCACUAA
Messenger RNA from Penicillium cosmopolitanum, 513 nucleotides. RefSeq lists its product as uncharacterized. The transcript is spliced from 2 exons. The record is from RefSeq and is a predicted model, not a curated record. Bases 1 to 513 code for a protein of 170 amino acids. Lineage: Eukaryota; Fungi; Ascomycota; Eurotiomycetes; Eurotiales; Aspergillaceae.